Molecule: messenger RNA, 1838 nt
Organism: Oncorhynchus masou masou (cherry salmon)
Lineage: Eukaryota; Metazoa; Chordata; Actinopteri; Salmoniformes; Salmonidae
Gene: ddx19b
Product: DEAD-box helicase 19b
Exons: 12
Coding region: 204-1718 (504 amino acids)
Biological process (GO): poly(A)+ mRNA export from nucleus
Cellular component (GO): cytoplasmic stress granule; nucleus
Molecular function (GO): ATP binding; RNA binding; RNA helicase activity
Source: RefSeq, a predicted model, not a curated record
CAAUGUCUACACCCGGACCUUUUUACGGACGCACUGGUGAACUCCGUAGCCUAUUUCUUCACGCCAUUGUAAUAUUAGUUUAUUUUCAGACUUUGGAAACACUUUGUUAGGGUUCCCAGAUCAGUUAUCAGGUUGGUGUUGAAGCUACUGGGAACCAGGUGGUGUGAUAAGAGAACGAGACUGACCUAAUAACAGCGGACAUCAUGUCAACCGACUCCUGGGCCCAGGCUGUGGACGAGCAAGAAGCCGCGGCGGAAUCGAUUGGUAGCCUACAAAUCAAAGACAAGCCCGAGGAAAAUGGUACUGCCAACGCUGCAUUGGCGACGACGACAACGACAACAACGACGACGACGACAAACACAGCAGCCGCCAGCGCUACAACGCCUGCAAAGACAGGAGGAGGAGAGGGAGACAAAACAGGGGAGGAGGAUGAUAAAGAUGACAAGGCGGCACAGUCCUUAUUGAAUAAGUUGAUACGCAGUAAUCUAGUGAACACAACCAAUCAAGUAGAAGUUCUACAGAGGGAUCCCAACUCUCCACUUUACUCUGUCAAAUCCUUCGAGGAACUACGGCUUAAACCUCAGCUGCUCCAGGGAGUGUACGCCAUGGGCUUCAACCGACCCUCCAAAAUCCAAGAGAACGCAUUACCCAUGAUGCUCGCUGAACCCCCACAGAACCUGAUAGCCCAGUCUCAGUCAGGGACGGGGAAGACUGCUGCCUUUGUCCUGGCCAUGCUCAGUCAUGUUGAUCCCAACAACAAGUUCCCACAGGCUCUCUGUGUGUCUCCUACCUAUGAGCUGGCCCUGCAGACAGGAAAGGUCAUUGAGCAGAUGGGGAAGCACUACUCAGAGGUCAAACUAGUCUACGCCAUCAGAGGAAACAAACUGCAGAGAGGUACCCAGCUCCAGGAGCAGGUUGUGAUAGGGACGCCAGGCACCAUGCUGGACUGGUGUCUGAAGUUCAAGUUCAUCGACCCCAAGAAGAUCAAAGUGUUUGUCCUGGACGAAGCUGACGUCAUGAUCGCUACACAGGGUCAUCAGGACCAGAGUAUACGCAUUCAGAGGAUGCUACCCAAACAGUGCCAGAUGCUGCUGUUCUCUGCCACGUUCGAGGAGACGGUGUGGAACUUCGCCCAGCGCAUCGUCCCAGACCCCAACAUCAUCAAGCUGAAACGGGAGGAGGAGACGCUGGACACCAUCAAACAGUACUACGUCCUCUGUAACAGCAAAGAGGAGAAGUUCAUGGCCCUCUGCAACAUCUACGGAGCCAUCACCAUCGCUCAGGCCAUGAUCUUCUGUCAUACCAGGAAAACGGCGGGGUGGUUGGCAGGUGAGCUGUCCCGGGAGGGCCACCAGGUGGCGCUGCUCAGUGGGGAGAUGCAGGUGGAGCAGAGAGCUGCUGUCAUCGACCGCUUCCGAGACGGAAAGGAGAAGGUCCUGGUCACCACCAAUGUCUGUGCCAGAGGUAUUGACGUGGAGCAGGUUUCCGUGGUGAUAAACUUUGACCUGCCGGUGGACAGAGACGGUAACCCGGACAACGAGACGUACCUGCAUCGGAUUGGCCGCACGGGUCGUUUUGGGAAGCGGGGAUUGGCCAUCAACAUGGUGGACAGCAGGUUCAGCAUGAACGUCCUAAACAAGAUCCAGGAUCACUUCAAUAAGAAGAUCGAGAAGCUGGACACCGACGAUCUGGAUGAGAUAGAGAAAAUCGCUGGCUGAAAAGAGUUUAGAGUCACAUGACUUCUCUAGUCCCCCUCCCUCUUCCUGCUUCUCCCAGACCCCUCCCUCUUCCUGCUUCUCCCAGACCCCCCCCCUCCCUCUUCCUGCUUCUCCCAGACC